AUGGAUUUGGUUCGGGGUUCUUUAAAACUGUUUGGUCUGAGGUGGGGAAGGACAUUUUGUAGUGCCAUUAUGCAUUUCUUUGAAACUAUCCAGUUUCCUGUUGAGUUACACAAUACAAUGUUGUCUUUAAUACCAAAAAAGGACAAUCUUUCCAGAGCUGUAGAUUUUCGACCAAUAGCUUGCUGCGCAACAGUGUACACAUGUAUAUCUAAGCUUUUAUGUUCUUGGUUGGCUAAAAUUCUUUCGAGUUUAAUCAACCAAAACCAGGGUGCCUUUGUUAAGGGAAGAUCUAUAGCCUACAACAUCUUAAUUCUCCAAGAUCUUUUGAAGAAUUGUAAGAGGAAAAAUUGCUCUCCGAGAUCCACUAUAAAAAUAGAUAUCAGUAAAGCUUACGACACUGUCUACUGGGACUUUCUUGAGCAGCUAUUAAAUGCUUUCUAUUUUCUGACGAAAUUCAUAUGCUGGGUUAUGAUUUGUGUUAAAAAUACUUCAUAUACCUUACUUAUGAAUGGGAGAUUCCAGGGCACUUUCAAAGACCUUUGCUUUGCAGACGAUCUACUUGUUUUUUGCAAAGGGGAUAAAGACUCGGUGCAUGUUAUCAAAGAGGCUUUGGAAGAGCUUAGUAAAACUUCUAGCUUGGCUAUCAACUAUGAGAAGUCUCAAAUCUUUAUGGGAGGAGUGACUCACCCUGAGUCAUUGUCUCAGAAAAUCAACUUGUCAAUAGGGAGCUUUCCCUUUAGGUAUUUGGGGAUCCCUCUUAGACUGACUAAAUGGAAGCUUGAGGAUUUUUGUAUAAUUUUGAAAAAGAUGAAGCAAAAGCUUAUUUGCUAG
Molecule: messenger RNA, 831 nt
Organism: Cannabis sativa
Lineage: Eukaryota; Viridiplantae; Streptophyta; Magnoliopsida; Rosales; Cannabaceae
Exons: 2
Coding region: 1-831 (276 amino acids)
Source: RefSeq, a predicted model, not a curated record